Rhopalosiphum maidis (corn leaf aphid) is the source of this 1330-nucleotide messenger RNA. RefSeq names its product probable protein arginine N-methyltransferase 6. Gene Ontology annotation, biological process: peptidyl-arginine methylation. The record is from RefSeq and is a predicted model, not a curated record. Gene Ontology annotation, molecular function: protein-arginine N-methyltransferase activity. The transcript has 3 exons. Lineage: Eukaryota; Metazoa; Arthropoda; Insecta; Hemiptera; Aphididae. Gene Ontology annotation, cellular component: nucleus. Bases 107 to 1186 code for a protein of 359 amino acids.
UAGCGCGGCGGCCGAGAUAAGACUACCUGUUUACCUUAACCCAAUUACCAAAUUUUACAGGUUAUAAAUAUCACGCGCGCAGAUUUUCAAACACAACGAUUCUACCAUGACCGAUACCGAUCCGGACGCGGAUGCCUAUUUUUCGAGCUAUGGCGACCUGGAGGUCCAUAAAUUAAUGAUACAGGACUCGGCUAGGACCGAGACGUACAAAAAUGCUAUCCUAUCUAGCCGCUCGGUGUUCGAGGGUAAAAUCGUGUUGGACGUGGGAGCGGGCACCGGUAUACUGUCCAUAUUCUGCGCCCAGGCAGGAGCGACUAAGGUAUUCGCGGUCGAAGCCAGCAAGAUGGCCGAGAUGGCCCGACAGCUAGUGGCCGAAAACCAUUUUUCAGAUACCAUCGAAGUGGUCUACGGCAAAGUGGAGGACGUCACUCUGCCCUAUCAGGUAGACAUUAUUGUUUCUGAAUGGAUGGGAUUUUACAUGUUGCACGAGAGCAUGUUGGACAGCGUUAUCGUGGCGCGAGACAAAUUCUUAAAACCAGAUGGCCUGAUGUUCCCGUCUCAUUGUACACUCUAUGCGUCUCCGUGUGCAUUACCAGAUCUCUAUUCGGAGUGGGACAAUGUCUGUGGUGUUAAAAUGAGAUCUUUCGCACAAGCUCUACGUAGUUUAUACCUGAAUAGACCAAAAAUCAUGAGUAUUCAAGUUGAGAACAUGCUCGCUCAAAAUGUCAGUCCCAUUGUAGAAUUGAACCUUCAGAAUUGUCAACCACAACAACUUGAUAAUAUCGCAGCACAACGAUAUUUAACCAUUGUCGAGAAGAGCGGAAUUUACCAGGGAGUGUGUUUUUGGUUCGAUGUACAAUUCCCAACUACCGGUACCACCCUGAGCACUUCGCCUUCAUCGCCAAUAACACAUUGGAAACAGACCAUCAUAGUACUGCCGACACAAAUAGAAGUAGAAGAAGGUGAUGCUGUAAUGUUUAAUGUACAAUUUAAUCGCAACAGUCCAAACUCAAGGCAUUACAGUAUCAACCUAGAAAUGUUAGACUCUUUACACGAGACACAUCCAAACCCAUGUGAUUGCAAUCAAACAAAAUGUAAAAUUAUCAAAACAUUUUUAUCUGUUACAAAAAAUAUUUCAGACGAUGAGGAUUCAAGUAUUGAUGACCAAAAUGAGGACAUAUCAUAAUUUAUGGUAUUCAAUGUCCAUAAUUUUUAAUGAUUUAUUAUGACAAUAUGCAUAUUACAAUUGACUGUUAGUUAAAUAUAAGCAAUAUUUAUUACGUAAUUUACCAAAAAAAGAAAAAUUAAUUUUAACUUAUAAAAAAUAACU